Anguilla anguilla (European eel) is the source of this 4754-nucleotide messenger RNA. RefSeq names its product volume-regulated anion channel subunit LRRC8D. The record is from RefSeq and is a predicted model, not a curated record. The coding region runs from base 261 to 3128 and encodes 955 amino acids. Gene Ontology annotation, molecular function: protein binding. NCBI's taxonomy places the organism in Eukaryota, Metazoa, Chordata, Actinopteri, Anguilliformes, Anguillidae. The transcript has 5 exons.
GUCCGUUACCCCCACUCUCACUAGCGCGAUCGCUGUUUGCCUGAAUCAAAGUCACCGCCCCAGCCGAAGUUUUCUGUUGAAGUUUUUUGGGGUAUUCUCGAGAGAACCGGACUACGCCGGACUCAGCACCGCAGCGGCAGUGCAUGCAGUGACAUAAGCUAAUUUGCUUUUCUCCGAAUUCGAAAAACAUCCAACACCGAAAUCUCUUUUUCAGAAGUGUUAACGCGUGCAUGAAGAAUCUCAUCUGACAGACCAAAGUCAUGUUCGCCCUCUCGGAGCUGACGGCCCUCCCAGAGUGGCAGGGGGGGUGCUAUAAGCUGCUGAAGCCCUGGUGGGAGGUGUUUAUGGAGUACCUGGUGGUGCUCAUGCUCAUGGUCUCCGUGCUCGCCGGGACCCUCCUCCUGUCCCGGGACGGGGUGGUGUGCCUCCCCGUCGACCCCCACCAUGCCCCCUCCCUGAAUCACAGCUCCCCCCACCUCCCUGAAUCCAUGCCCCCCCACCGUCAGCCCUCCCCAGACUCCCGCCAAGGACCUCUCCCAGCCAAUCAGGAUCGUAAUCACGCUUCCCGUCCUCCUCCUCCUGUUCCCCAAACCGCGGCGGCCCCCCCGCACCGGGCCCCCCCGCCCAGGGGGCGGCGCACACACCUGGACUACCAGCAGUACGUGUACGUGGCGCAGGUGUGCUACCACGAGGCGCUCCCCUGGUACUCGCGCUUCUUCCCCUACCUGGCGCUGCUGCAGUCGCUGGUGCUGCUGGCCAGCGGCUGCUUCUGGUUCCGCUUCCCGCGCACCUCCGCCCGCAUAGAGCACUUCCUGGUCAUCCUGGGCAAGUGCUGCGAGUCGCCAUGGACAUCCCGCGCUCUCUCCCUCGCCGCGCGGCUGGACGGCGCGCGGGGGUGGGCGAAGGAGGGCGGCAGGACGGAGGGCGUGGUCGCGGGAGGGGCCGGGCCCAAACCUCCACCGCCGCCGCCGCCGCCCUCCUCCACAUCCGCCUCCCGCUCCCCCUCCAUCGCAGGCCGGUCCAGCCUGGAUUCGGGCACUGACAGCCCCCUGCUGGUCAGGUCGGGGAGUGCGUCUGCCUCCGCCCACGUGACGCCCCCUUCGCCCUGUCCCUCUGCUCUCUCCCGCUCCUCCUCUCUCUCCUCCGGGUCCUUCUCCCCCUCCUCCCCCUCCCCCUGUGCACCCCAGCAUGCCCCUCCCGCGCGGGACGGCCCCCCCCAGGCGUCCAGCCUCGACCGGAGCGACGGGGAGCAGGCGCGGGCUCUUUUUGAGAGGGUGCGCAGGUUCCGCGCCCAUUGCGAGUCCUCCGAUAUAAUCUACAAGGUGUACCUGGCACAGACUGUGUUCAAGGUGCUGAAGUUUGUGCUGAUCGUGAGCUACACGGUGCCGCUGCUUGGCUCCAUCUCCUUCAGCCACGUGUGUGAGCCGCAGGCCCGCGCCCUGACGGGGUACAGCGCCUUCCACUGCACCCACAGCCUGGCCUCCACCCUGCGCAAGCUGCUGCUAGCGUACCUGGGCCUGCUGGUGCUGUUCGGCCUGCUGGGCCUCUACACGCUCUGCUGGAUCUGCCACAGGUCUCUGCGGCAGUACUCCUUCCAGCGCGUGCGGGACGCGGGCUCCCUGCAGGACGUCCCGGACCUCUGUAACGACCUGGCCUUCCUGCUGCACAUGGCGGACCAGUACGACCCGCUGCUGUCCCGCCGGCUGUCCGUCUUCCUGUCGCCCGUCAGCGAGACGCAGCUGCUGGAGGAGAGCCUGGAGCGCCGGUGGGACGCCGCCCGGCUGCGCGCCGCCGUGACCUCCGACCCCCACGGCCACGCCCAGCUGCAGCUGGUGGCCCUACCCAGGCUGCCCCGCGCCCUCUUCUCCCUCAGCCACCUGGAGGUGCUGAAGCUGGAGCUGAUCGCCAACGCCAAGCUGCCCGCCCAGGUGUCCCACAUGACCUCACUCAGGGAGCUGCACCUGUACCACUGUCCCGCUGCGGUGGAGCCAGGGGCCCUGGCAGUGCUGCAGGAGCGCCUGGAGGCCCUGCACCUCACCUUCACCCAGGCAGCGGAGAUCCCCAGCUGGGUGUACACGCUGCGGGGCCUGCAGGAGCUGCACCUGACCGGCCGGGUGGGCGGGGAGGGCGGGGCCGGGGGCGGGGCCGGGGGCAGGGCAGGGGGCGGAGCCGGGCGGGGCUGGGCGCUGGGCAGCCUGAGGCAGCUGCGGCACCUGCGCACGCUGGUCCUGCGGGGGGCGCUGCUGCAGCGGGUCCCGGGCGAGCUGGCGGAGGUGGCGGGCAGCCUGCUGAGGCUGGAGGUGCACAACGAGGGGGCGCGGCUGCUGGCGCUGACGGGGCUCCGGCGGCUGGCCGGGCUGGCGGAGCUCAGCCUGCAGGGCUGCCAGCUGGAGAGCCUGCCCUCCGCGCUGCUGGCGCUGGGCGGCCUGCGCGGCCUGGACCUGCGCCACAACGCCCUGCGCACCCUGGAGGGCCUGCUGGGCCUGCAGCACCUGCGCCGCCUGGCCUGCCUGCAGCUGGCGCACAACCGCGUGCUGGCGCUGCCCGCCAGCGUGGGCAUGCUGCGGGCGCUGGAGCUGCUGGACCUCAGCCACAACCGGCUGCAGACGCUGCCGCCCGCGCUCUUCUCCCUGCCGCGCCUGCGCUGCCUCCUGCUGGCCGCCAACCUCCUGGAGGACCUGCCGGCGGAGGUGGCGGCGCUGACGCAGCUGGCGGAGCUGGACCUGAGCGCCAACAAGCUGGAGUCGCUCCCGCCCGCGCUGCCCGCCCGCCUGCGCACCCUGGACCUGGCCCACAACUCCCUGGGGGGCCUCCCGGCCGGGCUGGGGGCACUGGGCGAGCUCUCGCGGCUGGACGUUCGCGGGAACAGCCUGGAGGCUCUGCCCGCGGAGCUGGGGGCGUGCGCGGGGCUGCGGGGGGGCGGGCUGCUGGCGGAGGACUGGCUCCUCCUCUCCCUGCCCGCCCACGUCCGCGAGUCCCUGCGGCAGCCGGACUCCGCCGCCGGCGCCGCCGCUGCCACGGCAACGGACGCGCGCUCCCGCCCAAACUCCCGCCCAAACUCGGACUCCUUCCCCACCUUCUCAGCGACACAGUGGAGCUUCCAGUCCGCUCUGGAGUCUCGGAUAUAGACACACAUACACUGAUACGGAUGCACACAUGGUCAUGGAUAUAGACACACAUACACUGAUACGGAUGCACAUAUGGUCAUGGAUAUAGACACAGAUACACUGAUAUAGAUACACAUGGUCAUGGAUAUAGACACAGAUACACUGAUAUAGAUACACAUAUGGUUACAGAUAUAGACACAGUUACAUGCACAAAUGCACAGAUAAGGAUCUGCACUGUUCUGUGCAGGGGGCGUGGCUAGGAAUUCUGGGCCCCCUGAAAGAAUAUUGCUCUGGCCCCCCCUUUUUAAAAAACAAAACAAAUAAAAAAUUUUUUAGGCCCUCUCCAGAUGUGCUGAACACCAAAAAGACCCCCCGCCAACCAGCAAACAGUCACAAUGGUGCUCCCUACUCACAGUUUCAAAUGCGGACACACACUCCAAACGAUGGUUUGCUGAAAAAGGACUGUUGAGUUUUUUGGGGUUUUUUUUGGAGGAUACAGAGCUAUUCAUCCAUGACCUGGCCCCCUCUCAGCACCUGACUAAUAAACAGCGGAUAGGACAACUUGUUUUCAGCCUCUUCCCUCAGCUGGCCUGGCCCCUUAGGGAUCCUGUGCGGGGUGGGGAGGGUCAAACAUGGCCCCUGUCUCUUUUGUCUGGAAACUCGAACACUGCACAGCUUGGUGGAAUGAGGACGGAAUUCCAACACGCUUGAGAUUUGCCUCAGAACUCUGCUCCAGUUUAUUUGCUGGUGCUCCUGUCAAGUUCUACGUUUCUCUCGAGUUACAUCAGGAAAGAAGGAAACUGUGUGCAGUGCACUGUGUUAUAUUAAGAUGUUUUACUGAUGUGUGAUACUUCUAGAGUUCAGUUCAGGAGAUGCUAUCGACUGAUUUAACUUGUUGCACAACUAAAAUGUAAAGCAGGACUCUCUAAUGUGUAUAUUUGGGUCUGUUUUUUAAGUUUUUUCAGCUUUUGAAUUUACAGUCUUCGAUGUCUUUCACAAUACUGUGGAUGUUCGUGUGCAUGCAGACGUGUGUGUGUGUGUGUGUGUGCACUUGUGCAUUGGCUUUUAAUGUAUAAAAACACCUGUAGUUCACUUGGGUACAUGCUCGCACUGAGAGGACUUUUUGGAUUAGGAAAACAGGGCAGCUAACAUGAUAAUUAAAACAAUAUAGAAGCCAUGACUAACACCCGAUCUCCUUUUUUAUUUUACAUUCUGAUAUUCCAUUAAAAUAAAAUAAAAACAUUUUCUGUGCGUGUGACCAUCUGCGUGUUUGAGGUGAAAGGGUUCAAAUGUCAAAGGAAAAACAGAUUCAUGUCACUGUCCCUCCCACAAAGCAGAUCAGGCACUACACCCCGAGCUCUGCCUUCUCACCCAGAGCCCCACCUUCUCCAGACUGGGUCUCAAUGUUGGAGCCUUCUGCCCAGCCACAUGCAGCCCAAUCCCACCCCCUUCCCUUCCCCACAUCUCAGCACUAAUGCCCCUGGUAAUGGACUGAUGUCCCAAAAUCCCCAUCCCCCAGUUCUGCGCCUCCAGCUACACUUUAGAAUCCUUCCUCCAAGCUUUUGUGUGGUGGAAUUCAUGUCCAGGAAUACUACUGUGUGUGACCCUUCCCUCCCUGUAUGUGUGUGUGUUACCCUCACUCUUUCA